This is a messenger RNA of Cynara cardunculus var. scolymus (artichoke), 2731 nucleotides long. RefSeq names its product probable cytosolic oligopeptidase A. Gene Ontology annotation, molecular function: metalloendopeptidase activity. Gene Ontology annotation, biological process: proteolysis; peptide metabolic process. The transcript has 17 exons. The record is from RefSeq and is a predicted model, not a curated record. NCBI's taxonomy places the organism in Eukaryota, Viridiplantae, Streptophyta, Magnoliopsida, Asterales, Asteraceae. Bases 1 to 2223 code for a protein of 740 amino acids.
AUGGCGACACUUGUUCAUACCCUACGCUCUUCAACCCCUAAAUCUCGUCUCUCUUCCAUCCACCUAUCCUUCCGUCGCCGAUCCCCUGCCGUUGCCUCCUUUUCCGACCAAGUACCGUCGUCAAUUUCAACCACAAUCAAAGACAAUCCUCUCUUAAAGGACUUCAAGUUCCCUCCGUUUGAUGUUAUCGAUGCUUCACAUGUGCGCCCUGGGAUGCGUGCCUUGCUAAAGAAGCUAGACAAUGAUUUGACGGAGUUAGAGAAGACGGUGGAGCCGACGUGGUUGAAGCUGUCGGAGCCGUUGGAGAGGAUAAUUGAUAGGUUGAGUGUGGUUUGGGGAGCUGUUAAUCAUCUCAAGGCUGUUAAAGAUACUCCUGAGCUUCGUUCUGCCAUUGAAGAAAUUCAGCCUGAGAAAAUCGCAUUUGGCAUAAAGUUGGAUCAAAGUAAACCAAUUUAUAAUGCUUUUAAGGCUAUAAAGGAAUCACACGACUGGGCAACCCUAAGCAAUGCUCGUAAACGCAUCGUAGAAUCAUCGAUAAAGGAAGCUGUUCUCAGGGGUAUCUCACUUGAGGCUAAUGAAAGAGAGGAGUUUAAUAACAUUCAACAGGAGUUGGCAAAACUUUCUAAAAAAUAUGGGGAAAAUAUCAUGGAUGCCACAAAGAAGUACCGAAAAUUAAUAACAGAUAAGAAGGAAAUUGAAGGAUUACCUGCUACUGCUCGUGGAUUUGCUGCACAAACGGCCUCGUCUGAGGGUCACGAAAAUGCCACUGCAGAAAAUGGGCCUUGGAUGAUUACAUUGGAUGCUCCAAGCUUUGUGUCUGUUAUACAACAUGCUAAGAAUCGAGCUUUGCGAGAGGAAAUUUAUCGUGUUUAUGUAACGCGUGCUUCAAGCGGAGAUCUAGAUAAUACUCCAAUUAUUGACCAGAUUCUGAAGCUUAGGUUGGCAAAGGCUAAGCUUCUUGGCUAUAAUAACUAUGCAGAGUUAAGCAUGGCAACCAAGAUGGCUACUGUUGGUAAAGCAGAAGAGCUUCUCGAAAAGUUGAGGAGUGCUUCUUGGAAUGCUGCAGUUCAAGACAUGGAAGAGCUCAAAGAGUUUGUCAGAAGUCAAGGUGCUCCUGAAGCCGACGAGCUGACUCAUUGGGACAUUACCUUCUGGAGUGAGAGGCUACGCGAAUCAAAAUACGAGAUACAUGAGGAAGAAUUACGACCUUACUUUUCCUUGCCUAAAGUUAUGGAUGGCCUUUUCAACCUUGUGAAGAUGCUAUUCGACAUUGAUGUUGUACCAGCUGACGGUUUAGCACCGGUUUGGAACACUGAUGUCAAAUUUUACUGCAUCAAGGAUUCAUCAGGCUCCCCGAUUUCAUAUUUUUAUUUUGAUCCAUAUUCUCGUCCAUCUGAAAAACAAGGUGGUGCAUGGAUGGAUGAAGUUUUUGCACGAAGUCGUGUAUGUUCACAUGACAACACCUCUGUUAGGCUACCCGUUGCCCAUAUCGUGUGCAAUCAAAUGCCACCCGUUGGUGACAAGCCAAGCCUUAUGACUUUCUAUGAGGUCUCGACCAUAUUCCAUGAGUUUGGUCAUGCACUUCAACAUAUGCUAACAAAACAAGACGAGGGGCUUGUUGCCGGUAUACGUGGCAUAGAGUGGGAUGCUAUUGAAUUACCUUCACAGUUCAUGGAAAAUUGGUGUUACCACAGGGAUACCCUGAUGGGUAUUGCGAAGCACUAUGAAACUGGAGAGUGUCUCCCUGAAGACAUAUAUCAGAAGCUUCUUGCAGCCAAGACUUUUCGUGCUGGUACACAGAGUCUUUAUCAGCUCAAGUAUGCAAUCCUUGACUUGGAGCUGCAUAGCAAGUAUGUUCCUGGUGGGCCUGAAUCUAUCUAUGAUGUUGAUCAAAGGGUCGGGAAAAUGACUGAAGUGAUUCCUCCAUUUCCGGAGGAUAGAUUCCUCUGUGGUUUUAACCACAUAUUUGCAGGCGCGUAUGCUGCAGGAUAUUACAGUUACAAGUGGGCAGAAGUGUUGUCUGCAGAUGCUUUCUCGGCAUUUGAGGAUGCGGGAUUAAAUGAUUACAAGGCAUUACGAGACACAGGACACAGGUUCAAAGAAACUGUACUUGCUCUUGGAGGCGGAAAACAUCCAUUAGAGGUUUUUAUUGAAUUUCGAGGCCGUGAACCCUCUCCAGAGCCACUGCUCAGGCACAAUGGCCUGGUACAGACAACUGCAUGAACAUCCACAUACCCAUUGUUACCUUCACUCCAAAUGAUGCCUAGAAUAGUUCUAAAGGUUUAUUAGGGGACGGUUCAAAUAAAAAAAGAGCUAAAUAUCAUGAGAACGUAAGAAGGGAAGAUUCAUUUGAAAAUGUAUAUGUGAACCGAUGUUACAGAUUAUUCAUAUGUAUGCAUUUUCAAAUGGACUUUUUUAAUGAUUCACAUAUGAACCUUCACUUCUUACCUUUUCACGAUAUUUAGUCUUCUUAUUUGUAUCUCCCACCAGUUAUGUAUAUAUAUAUAUAUAUAAAUAGUACUCCCUCAGUCUGCAAAACAAGUCCAUUUUAUAGUUUUAGAGGGAGAUUGCUGUUGUAAAAUGAAAUGUAUUCUAGAAUGAUCAUAUUUACAAGGAGAUUGUUUCAUAGUUGCUCAAAGGAAAAGCUACAUACAGAAAUCAUGUAUACAAACUAUCAAAAAAAAAAAUUUUGAUUAACCUGGAUAUCCAACCCGUUAUGCGAGCCGACUAA